AUGGAAAUAGUCGACGAUUCCAUCGAAACGACAGGUAUACGCAACAGGAAGCCCGUAACCAUGCAGCACCCCAAGGCUGACGUUGACGACGAUUGCAAACCGACCGCAAACGAUGCCAAACGCCGUUCGAAAAACGAAAGACUUGACACAGACGACGAACCCUCGAAAGUGCACGGCGAUGGCUUUGAAGCUGCCUACCAAAGCAGUGCGAUUAAUCGGGAAGAGGGUGACGAUGAGCGGUUCAGCUUUUCCGUGAACGUGCGCCUAAACGGUGCCUCCAUCGGGCUGCUGCUGCUAUCGUUCGUAACCCGAUUCUAUCGGAUCACGCACCCGGGAGGCGUUGUUUUCGACGAGAUUCACUUUGGCAAGUUCGUGUCGCUGUACCUCAAAAACACGUUUUACUUCGAUCAACAUCCACCACUCGGGAAGCUGCUGAUCGCGGGGGCAGCCGGGGCCGUAGGUUACAGCGGCAACUUCGAGUUCCCGAAAAUUGGCAGCGAGUACGAUGCGUCGGUUCCCAUUUUUGCGCUCCGCUUCGUGCCGGCCCUUUGUGGCAGUCUGCUGGCGCCGAUCGUAUACUCGAUCCUGCGGCAGGUGAAGCUCGGUCAAGGAAUAAGUAUUUUGGGCGGACUGCUCAUUAUUUUCGAUAAUGCUCUACUGACGCACUCGCGCUUCAUUCUGAUGGAGUCGAUGCUGCUGUUCUUCGCAGCGCUCGGCAUCCUGAUGGUCCUCAAGUUCGUCCAAGCCCAACCCUUCAGCGGGCGCUGGUGGGCGCUGGGAGCACUGGCAGCAAGCUGUCUUACCGCGGCUGUCCUAGUGAAGUUUGUCGGGUUCUACAGUUAUCUGCUGGCGGUGUAUAUAAUGGGACGCCACGUGUGGAUGGAGUUACCCGAUCGAAGGCGCUCCAGCGCACCCCGGCUGGUGCUGAAGGUGGUGGCCAGCAUCGUCCUGAUGGUCAGCGUGUCCAUCGCCGUCUACCUGGCCUGUUUCUAUGUGCACUUUGCGACACUGUACAAGGCGGGCCCACACGACAACGUGAUGACCAGUGCGUUUCAGGCCUCGCUGGAGGGGGGCCUGGCGUCGAUAACGAAAGGUCAACCGCUGCGGAUCCAACACGGUUCGCAGGUGACUCUGAAGCACACACACGGUCGGGUUUGCUGGCUGCACUCGCACACGCACGUCUACCCGGUCAAGUACGCGGACGGGCGGGGCUCGAGCCACCAGCAGCAGGUGACGUGCUACGGGUUCAAGGACGUGAACAACUGGUGGAUUGUGAAGCGCCCCACCCGGGACAGCCUGAUGGUGGAGGACGAACCGGAUUACAUCGAGGACGGCGACGUGGUGCAGCUGGUGCACGGGGUCACGAGCCGGGCGCUCAACUCGCACGACGUUGCCUCGCCAAUGUCACCGCUCUGCCAGGAGGUGGCCUGCUACAUCGACUACAACAUCUCGAUGCCGGCGAACCUGCUCUGGAAGGUGGAGCUACUGAACGCCAAGGAGUCCAGCGGCAAGUGGCACGCCAUCACGUCGCAGGUCCGGCUGGUACACGUGAACACGACGGCGGCGCUCAAGUUUACAGGCGACCAGCUGCCGGACUGGGGCUUCAAUCAGUUCGAGGUGGCGGCCGAUCGGCGCCAGUACACCAUCGACACCAUCUGGAACGUCGAGGAGCACCGCUACACGCAGCACAAGGACAAGAAGGACGUGCUGAGCAAACUGCUCGCGACCGAAAUGAUACCGACCGAGCCGACACGGGUAUCGUUCUGGAGUAAGCUCUACGAGCUGCAGCUCAAGAUGCUGCUCCACUCGGACAAGGUCGAGAGCCACAUGUAUUCGUCCGAGCCGCAUGAGUGGCCCCUGCUGGACAAGGGGAUCGCGUACUGGAUCGACGGUGCAUCGAACGCCCAGGUUCACCUGCUCGGCAACCUGGUGCUCUGGUACUCGGCCACACUCGCGAUCGUGCUCUACGUGGCAUUCCUGGUGUUCUACCUGGUACGCCGCCGGCGCCAGUGCUUCGAUCUCGAGCCGACCGAGUGGGACCGGUUCCGGGCCGGGGGCGAGAUCUUCCUCGCUGGCUACCUCAUACACUACCUACCGUACUUCUUCGUCGAGCGCACGCUCUUCCUGUACAACUACCUGCCGGCGCUGCUGUUCAAGGUGUUGCUGCUUUGCUUCGUGAUCGACCACUGUCAGCGGGUGUUGCAGAAGUUUGUCGACCGCCGGUCACCGGUUGUGUCGACGAUAUUUCGCGCGAUCCUCACGGUGUGGUUCGCCGGCCUGCUGUACUUUUUCCGCCGGUACAGUGUGCUCAGCUACGGUACGACCGCGCUGUCGGCCGACGAUGUGCUUGAGCUGCGGCUGAAGGACACCUGGGAUUUGAUCGUCCACAAGCCGUAGCGUGCGCCGGUACUGCGUAAG
Anopheles cruzii is the source of this 2418-nucleotide messenger RNA. It is a transcript of the gene rt, whose product is annotated as protein O-mannosyltransferase 1. Gene Ontology annotation, molecular function: dolichyl-phosphate-mannose-protein mannosyltransferase activity. The transcript has 4 exons. The coding region runs from base 1 to 2397 and encodes 798 amino acids. Gene Ontology annotation, cellular component: endoplasmic reticulum; membrane. NCBI's taxonomy places the organism in Eukaryota, Metazoa, Arthropoda, Insecta, Diptera, Culicidae. The record is from RefSeq and is a predicted model, not a curated record. Gene Ontology annotation, biological process: protein O-linked glycosylation via mannose.